This is a messenger RNA of Coprinopsis cinerea okayama7#130, 2019 nucleotides long. RefSeq lists its product as hypothetical. Bases 1 to 2019 code for a protein of 672 amino acids. The record is from RefSeq and is a predicted model, not a curated record. Gene Ontology annotation, biological process: attachment of spindle microtubules to kinetochore. Gene Ontology annotation, cellular component: mitotic spindle pole body; mitotic spindle; DASH complex. Lineage: Eukaryota; Fungi; Basidiomycota; Agaricomycetes; Agaricales; Psathyrellaceae. The transcript has 3 exons.
AUGAGCGAUCCCAGAAAGCCAGUCGAGCCUCUACCACCGCGAUGGAAACCCAACCCAGACCCUAACAGCAUCGUCGUGCCUGGACUGGACACCGAUGCCUCCGUGACAGAUCAAAUCGAGCAAAUUGAGCAGCUGAUCACCAUCAAGCUUCAGAAUAUCGAUGAGAAUUUCGCAAAUAUACAUAACGUACUUGCGAAUAGGAUCUUGCCGUCGAUUAAACGGUAUUCUGUUGGAACUGAACCCGUUCGUGAGGCGGCCAAGUUUUGGACAUCCUUCUAUGAACAGGCUGCCCAAAUUCGCAUUCCAACCUUUGAAGAUCACUCCACUGUGAACGAGAUUCCGGAACCCGAUGAAACCACGACCGACGGAGAAGAGGACCGCACUGCACGUUCACAAGACUCGCAUGAUGAGCAGGAGGAACAGCGCUCUGUCUUUGAGCCAAGUCUUGCUCAAACGGACGCUUCAUUUAUGCCCAGUCAGGCCGUAUCCUCCACACCUGCUACCGGUCGGGUUGCCAACACAAUGCAAAGCUUCGUUAGCGAAGGAUCUAGUCAACCUUCCUGGGCAAACACCAUGGAAUCACCGCUCCUCCGUCUCAAAUCCGAGAUUGAGAACUUUUCGGCGGAUGACAACAGUGCCUUCACGCCUGCCCCUGCUGUUACCUCUUCGACCAGCUUCAUCCCCCCAACUCCUGCCGACCGAACCGACGUCACCAUCCUACCACCUUCCACCAAAGGAAAGGGCAAAGCCAAAGAACAGGAUCCUCUCCUCCGGAACGUGUUGCGGCACAACUUGUAUGCUAAUCAGUCCGUUGACGAAUUCAACAGCAACAAGCCUGUUUCUCCGCUCAAAUUCAAAGCAAAACCCAAGACGCCGACUAUCCCGAAGACGGCCAAUCCUUACCUUCCUCCUGACACCAACCCAAGCCAAUGGAGCGGCAUUGUCGAUCUCAGUGACGCUUCCGCGUUGACACCAAAGACGUACCGUUCAGGAAAGAAACCGUCAUCGAACCGAGAUGCGAAGACACCACAAGUCGAUGAUGAAGACUCGGACGAAUCAUUCGAUGGCCUUCCCAAGGGAAUGUCUCCCCCAGUCCUUAUGUCUCCCGCACGCCCUCCUCGGUCAUCUGCAGAGCUUGGCCUACUCAAGCUGGGCCAGAGUCCCUUGAAGCAAGCCGCUGCGCGCCUCAAGCAAGAUCUCCUCCGGGACGUGCAUACCAACAGUACGUUCAAGGCUAAAGGAUACUACAGCAACAACAACCCUGUGGAGUCCAGCAUGAGCACUGUUCCCACUCCCCCGUCGCUUUCGCGAUACCGGAGCACGGAGGAGAGCGAUAGCGUCGCAGACUCGACAUUGGAAAGCAUGCUUCGACGGGUCGGGCUUGACGGUCCUUCGACUGCUGGCUUGGCAUCCACGCCAGGGCUACGUCUCCGUCCCAAGCAUGCAGCUGCCGGGGAUUCUAACAAUGUGCAAUCGGCGUACGACAGCUUGGGUGAAGACGACAGUCUACCACCUAUCCAGAACCCAUUAUUCACCCCUGCCUAUAUGAACGACGACGACUUUGGUCUUGAUUCGGACUCAGCGGAUUCACUGGACAUGGAAGAUAUCAACAAUCCUUCUGCUGCGUUCUUUAUGGCCUCGCAUGGGGUUGCCGGGGACGAUGACUCUUUCGGCUCGUCCAACCACUCCAGCGACUCCCUUGUCGAUGAUGAUGUAGGUGGGAUAGUGCCAGUCCAUCCGUUCGCAGGUUCUAUCGAAGAUGAUGGCUUUGACGACGAUGACGAUUCCUUCGAUUACGACAACGGAGAAACACAAGAAGAGACUCUCUUUGGUGUUCCCCCAGCGCAAAGAAUGCGGGCCGCUGCUGCUGCCGCCGCUCAGCAACAGGGCCAAGGAGGGCUUCGCUUACUUGGUGAAAACCUGCUGGACGACACCAUUGGCGCCCAGAUUGUGGCAGGACAUGGGGGGGUGGCUGAAACGCCGACGCCUGCCUGGGGCAACGCGGCGCCUUUCCGUUAA